Messenger RNA from Cavia porcellus (domestic guinea pig), 1763 nucleotides. RefSeq names its product histone H2A type 1. Gene Ontology annotation, molecular function: DNA binding; structural constituent of chromatin; protein heterodimerization activity. Gene Ontology annotation, cellular component: nucleosome; chromatin. Bases 55 to 447 code for a protein of 130 amino acids. Gene Ontology annotation, biological process: heterochromatin formation. The transcript has a single exon. Lineage: Eukaryota; Metazoa; Chordata; Mammalia; Rodentia; Caviidae. The record is from RefSeq and is a predicted model, not a curated record.
AGCUGUCCUAUUCUUUUUUUUUCCUUUCUACUGUUUUGCUGUUACGAUUCAGCUAUGUCUGGACGCGGUAAGCAGGGCGGCAAGGCUCGCGCCAAGGCUAAGACGCGGUCCUCCCGCGCCGGGCUGCAGUUCCCCGUGGGCCGCGUGCACCGCCUGCUCCGCAAGGGUAACUACGCUGAGCGCGUGGGCGCCGGCGCUCCGGUCUACCUGGCGGCGGUGCUGGAGUACCUGACAGCGGAGAUCCUGGAGCUGGCGGGCAACGCGGCGCGCGACAACAAGAAGACGCGCAUCAUCCCGCGCCACUUGCAGCUGGCCAUCCGCAACGACGAGGAGCUCAACAAGCUGCUGGGCAAGGUGACGAUCGCGCAGGGCGGCGUGCUGCCCAACAUCCAGGCCGUGCUGCUGCCCAAGAAGACCGAGAGCCACCACAAGGCCAAGGGCAAGUGAGGAGCUUAGCAGCUCUAGUGAUCUAUAUUCCUUGAAAAACAAAGGCUCUUUUCAGAGCCACCCAGUUUUUCUGUAAAGCGCUGCAAUGCUUUUGAAGUGUACCAGACGUUUUACUGACACUUGGAAUUUUCACGAAUUGAAAAAUCAAGCUUUGCCCCAGGAUGGCACUUUUAACUUUCAUACAUCAGUAUUUCAGAAGAAAAGCAAAACUUAGCUCCUAACAUCCACACAAUUCUCAAAAGAAAAGCAACUAUAGUCAUAUCAGAACAAAAGUGGGAUUUAGGCAAUAUAAUCAAAAGCAGUGAAAGUAUAACGUCCAAAGAAAUACUUUGUGUGUGUAACCAUGUACGCAUAAAUCUCAGUACACAAAAUUACAUGUAAGUUGAGUGUUCAUACUCUCAUGAAAUCUGAAGAUAAGUAUAAAGCCCAAAAUAAUAAAGGUAGAAGAAAAAGAAGGAAAAGUGAUCAGUUAGAUUUCAGGGCUGGGUUUUUUAGUUGAGAAGAGGGCAUUUCUAUAAGCAGUAAUACUUUUAACUGUUGGUUAUCACCCUUCAAGAAAAUGUAGUUAUGAAAAAGCUAAUUUUAGACCACAUGAGGGUUGAAAAAGCCAGUCAAGGCUACAUGAGGUUGCCAAGGAUACAGUUCAGUGGCAUAAGCACUUGCCUGACAAGUCGUGAGCCCAAUUCCUUAUAACACCCCCAAAAUUAAAUAAAAUAAAAAAUAAAGACUACAUGAUUCUUUGCUUACAUGUAUUAAAAAGUGAACUAACCUGGAAACAACGUAUUACUCAAUCUGCUCCUAAAGGAAGUUUCAGCGAGGGAUCGAUAAACAGGGCUCAGUCAGCUUCAUAAAAGUAUGAUAGGACAAUAUCAGCCUGUAGUGGUCCUUUCUGCUGCAGCCAUAGGAAGCAGUCAGCGAGCAAGUUCACUGAACCAAAGCCCAGUGCUGGUACCUUGGUGCUGCGCGAGAUCCAGCGCUGCCAGAAGUCCACCAAACUGCUGAUCUUUAAGCUGCCAUUUCAGCAGCUGGUGAGUGAUGCCAUGCAGGACUUCAAGAUCGACCUGCGUUUCCAGAACUGGGCUAGCAUGCCACUGCAGGUGGCAUAUGGGAAAUACUGUACGUGGUGCUUCUCUUUCAGUAACCAGUUUAAUUGCUGUCUUCAUCCAGGGCAUCACUUUCAUAGUAAUGGACACUGAGCCAGCAUGCUGCUUUCAUAGAAAAGAGGGCCUAAUCCAAACCAAUGAUUUCUUUGGGAAUGAAAAAGUUCUUUUCAGAACCUUGGAUCCAUCUUGUCAAUAAAAACUGCUUGUAAUGCA